AUGUCUACCAAUAACAUGGACAAGCAAUUAAGACGAUGUUUAGACGCUGCUAUAGAAACUAUGUAUGAUGUAAUAAGAAAACUCCGACCAUCAGCUAUAUCUGAAUCAAAUACUUUGUCCAUAGAUUCGAUUUUGCAUGAUAUGAAUACAUUUACAUUAAAUAUAGAAGAAGAUGAAGAAAUGGAUAAACUUCAAAAGAAAAUCGAAGAUAUUCUUAAUAAGCAUCUACCAUUUUUAUCUUCAAUGUAUAAAAGUUAUGUAUUAAAUUUUUUACAUCAGUAUGACUAUGAUUAUGAUCAACAAAUUUUCAAGGAUCAUUUAAGUAUGAGUACUAUUCUUCCAUUAUGUCGUGGUUUUCAAAGUCUCUUAGCUUCAAUUGAUGCUUUUCAAGCUGCCUGGGAUGGAAAAUUAGAUAUUGUUGAAGAAUUUAUUAAAAAUUAUCCAACUAUAAAAGAUAAACCUGGACUGUGGGGUACAACUCUUUUAUAUUCAGCAGCAAGAAACGGUCAUAUAGAUGUGGUAAGGUAUCUUGUUGAAACAGCAAGAUGUUCUGUUAACGCCCAAAAUGAACAACAUCUUGAGAAAAUCUUAUCAUCAGAUACGAAAAGCUCUGAUUAUGAGGCUAGAUCAAGAGCAGCUUCAACGGCACUACAUGGAGCAUGUUUUAAUGGACGCUUAGAAAUUGUUAAAUAUUUAGUUGAACAUGGAGCUGAUUAUUUUAUAAGAAAUCAAGCCUCAGAAACGCCACUUCGAAAUAUACGACAUCAUGAUAAUAUUAAACAAUACUUUCGAAACUAUCUUAUCUUAGGUUAUUCAUCAACUAUAAAUGAUCUACCAGAUAAACCUAUAUUGGAGGAAACUACACUAAUAGUAGAUUGUAUUUGGGAAUAUAAAUUACUCAAUGAUCGAGAUUGGCAUUCAUUUUCAUCUAAUGAAUCAGAUAUAUUACAAAAGUCUUUAAUAAUAGAAUCUGACCAAGAAUUUAAAUGUGAAAUUCGUUUAACAGCAGCCGAUGACAUUUAUAGUAUUUCAAUGACUAAAUUUCUGCGUUCAAGUACAAAUCUCGAUAAAAAUAAUUUAGCUUGGGUUCGAUGUCAUGGUUCAUCAAUUUUAAAUUUUGAUUGCUCUUCAUUAUGGCAAAUUAUGUUUUUAACACAUCCGAAAGCUAAAUCAAAUUCUAUACCAUCUUUAGAUGUCUCUAAUAUUCCAUCAGUAGAUGAUUCGACAUUCGAAAUAGAACUUCAUUCUUGGUAUAAUUGUGACGCAAAUACAAAUUCACGAUUAGAUGACGCAAUGAAUUAUCGUCAAAAAAUGGUCGAUUUAAGUUUAGAUUUUAUUAGUGACAAAAAUUUAAUUUUCAAUCUUCAAAAAUUUUCAUUUACAAAUAAGAGAGGGACUAUUACAGGUUUCAUUCGAUGGAUACCAAAAUUAGUAUCAAAUAAUGAACAAGAUAAAGAUAAAACGAAAACAAUAGAUAAUUUUUCAGAUAUGACAAAUUUAAAUCCAAUACCUCUCACAAGAAAACGUCUUCAGCAAACAAGCAAUGUAAUUGAUGGUAGUUUAUCUAAAGAUGAUGAAUUAUUUGAAGAUGGAAAUGGUGAUGAUACAGCCUCAUUGACUUUUUCAAAUGAUGUUGAUGAUGAUGCUGAUCAAGAUAAUGAUGUCUUGUCAAGAUCAAAUAAGGUAAAUAGGAGCUAA
This is a messenger RNA of Rotaria sp. Silwood2, 1698 nucleotides long. NCBI's taxonomy places the organism in Eukaryota, Metazoa, Rotifera, Eurotatoria, Philodinida, Philodinidae. The record is from the annotation of a GenBank genome assembly.